Myxocyprinus asiaticus (Chinese sucker) is the source of this 1210-nucleotide messenger RNA. RefSeq names its product endonuclease domain-containing 1 protein-like. The transcript is spliced from 2 exons. Gene Ontology annotation, molecular function: nucleic acid binding; hydrolase activity; metal ion binding. The record is from RefSeq and is a predicted model, not a curated record. NCBI's taxonomy places the organism in Eukaryota, Metazoa, Chordata, Actinopteri, Cypriniformes, Catostomidae. Bases 89 to 934 code for a protein of 281 amino acids.
GAUGCACGUCGCUCAGUGUUGGUGAUUGCGUACAGUUAAUCUAACACAGUUUCUUCAUCAGCUUUAUAUUUGGUUGUUGACUCUGUUCAUGAUGGUUCUGAUCAUCCUCUCUGCGGUCCUGAUGUUGGCCUUUCAAUGCACCGUCUCUGAUGUCGUAAAUGAUUUUGGUAAAUGCACGAAGUAUUUCAUGGAGGGUCAGCCUCCACAGAUUGAAGGCAUUCUAGUAGAUUCAAAGUCAGCAGAUCAAAAUCGCUACAAGAUCAUCUGUCAAAGAUAUGAGAAAGAUGUCAGAUUUGCAACACUGUAUGACAUCAAAAACAGAAUCCCAGUGUUCUCAGCUUACCAAUACAGUGGAAAAGGAGACUUCAAGCGGAAAGACCUACAGGAAAACUGGAUGAUUGAGCCUCAGCUUGAAUCUGAGAUGAAUGAACCACAUAAGAUGUUAAAUAAUCUUUACAAUCAGGCUUCUGAUGAAGAUUACAAGAACAAAAAGUUUGACCGUGGUCAUUUAUUUCCAGCCUCACACGCACAUGAUGAACUGACGUGCAGAUCUACAUUCACACUGACCAACAUUGUGCCGCAGUAUAAGAGCUUUAACCAACACAGUUGGUCUGACAUUGAGAAGAGCACUACAGGGCUCAUGAACACAAACUGCAUUGACAAGAGUAAUAAAGUCUCUGCGUAUGUGAUCACAGGUGCUGUACCUGGCAAUAAUGAAUUGAAUGGUAAAGUGAAUAUUCCCUCGAUGAUGUGGACAGCGUUCUGCUGCAAGAACAAGAAAAACUCAUGGUUCUCCAAAGCUCACUGGGCCACAAACAACGAUGACAAAAAGAAAAUUAAAAAGACUGAAGAAGGGAGUCUGGAGGACUUAGUUAAUGCAUUGAAUAAAGAGAAACUAAAUGUCAAGCAGAUCUUCAAGAAUAACUGUAACUAAAACUCCAAAAUAUAAAGAGAAACAGAGCACAUCCACCAUUCUGCUUUUUUGUUUUGGGGUAUUAUGAUGAGAAAUGGUGUAUGAGAUCAUGUGCCAUUACUCGUGUUAAAUAUCUUGCUGGCUUGCUUUAGUGCUUAUUGACCAUUCCUUACUUUUGCUUGAAGAGAUCACUGAUCUUCUGAUAUAAACCUAUGUUUCAUAUUGGAGUCUGUUUCAAAGCUAUAAUAAUGCUCUGUUUUUUUAUUUGUACAUUGCCAAUAAAGCAUUUUGUGGGGA